UCAAUUCAUUCGAAUUUUCUAAUUUUUUUAUAAAAAAAUGUUCUUCGAAAGGUUCCUUAAGUUUCCAAAAUUGCUUUCAGUCAAAGCUGAAGAGGAAGAGGAAGAAUUGCAAGAUCCACAAGAAGUUUUAAGGGAAAAAUGUAGAGAAACCGAACAUGUAGAAAAAUUAGCCGAAAAAUAUCAAGCCUGCAACGAAAGAGUUUUAUCCAGGUCACAAACAACUGAGAUUUGCGCAGAAGAACUGUUUGAUAUGCUACAUGCAAUAGACCACUGUGUUACCAAAGAUCUAUUCAGCAAAUUGAAAUAAGUCGUGAUGUUUUUAUUAGUAUGUAGGUUUUCAGCGUAUACUACCGGUUAGAUGUCAGUUUAGUUGAAAUAAAGUUGUUAACAUUAA
Molecule: messenger RNA, 394 nt
Organism: Psylliodes chrysocephalus
Lineage: Eukaryota; Metazoa; Arthropoda; Insecta; Coleoptera; Chrysomelidae
Source: the annotation of a GenBank genome assembly